Nerophis lumbriciformis (worm pipefish) is the source of this 1038-nucleotide messenger RNA. The record is from RefSeq and is a predicted model, not a curated record. Lineage: Eukaryota; Metazoa; Chordata; Actinopteri; Syngnathiformes; Syngnathidae.
AUGCGGAAAGCUGUGUUUCUAACUCCUCUGCUAGUCCUGGCAUGGGCGCUCGCACUCCCCGAACCUCUUUACCCUACGCAGGAGAACUUUGACCUGACAAGGUUUUUGGGGACUUGGCAUGACAUCGCCGUGGCGAAGACAUGUCAGCAUUUGGAACACCACAAAAAAGACUCGGCAAUCGGCAAACUGGUGCUGCAGAGAGGAGCUAGUGCGGAUAAACUGGAGAUGACCAGAACUGUACUCAAAAAUGGAACCUGCAAAGAGAAAAGUGGAGACUAUAGUCUGACAAAAACACCGGGAAAUUUCCGUCUUGCAAAGUGGGGGACUGAAGUGGACGCCUACGUGGUGCAUACAAACUACGAUGAAUAUGCUCUCAUGAUAAUGAUCAAGCAUCUAUCGCCGGACCAGAGCUCCAUCUCAGUAAAGCUCUACAGUCGAACCAUGGACGUGAGGGACACGGUGCUGGAUGAUUUCAAAAGACUGGUCGGAGAGCAAGGGAUGAGCGAUGACAACAUCAUCAUUAAACAGAACAAAGGGGAUUGUGUUCCUGGAGAACUGGUGGACGAGAUGACAACAGAGCCUGAGAGGAUGAAGAGGGAUGUAGUACCAGUUAUGCCACUGGAAGAAUUGGAAAUGGACGGUUCUGGCGAUGACGCGCUCAUGUUUAACGGAUCAGAGGCUUGCAGUUUAGGAGCAGAGCCGGGGCCAUGUUUUGGCAUAUUCCCACGCUUCUUCUACAACUCCAGCGCCAUGAGCUGUCAGAGAUUCAAUUACGGAGGCUGCAUGGGCAACAAGAACAACUUCAAGACUGAGAGGGAGUGCCUGCAGAGGUGUCGCACAGAGGCGGUGUGUCGUCUCCCCUUGACGGCCCUGCCGUGCACCGGGGAGCCCGUCAACUGGUCCUUUGACUCUACCCUGGGCGAGUGCGUCGCCUACAAAGCAGACUUCUGCCAGACCAACGGCAACAAGUUCUACAGCAAGUCCGAAUGCGACGAGUACUGCGGCGUCAAAGCUGUAGAAAUCCUAAAAGAAGACUGA